GUAAAAUAAUUGGGCGUAUACUAGGCCCAUGCCCAUCCCCAGAAAGAAAGUAGUACUCUCCACGCACUCACCGGAAAAUCAAGUGCUGCGGAACGGAGUAACUAUGGCGGCGAGACGGUGGAGCCGUCUGGUUCCCUCGAAAUCUUUCUGCAGCUCCUCCGCCACAGAGCGGAUAACUGAAAACAAGCUUCCAGAAGAUCUCAGGAAAAUCAGAGUCCUCAUCCAGCAGAAUCGAAUCGAGACGGCGAAACGCCACCUCCAUGCGCUCAUUCCUCUUCACUCCGUUUCCCAGCUCCACAGUGUUUUCUCCCAAUCUUCGCCCCCUCCCAACACUAAGCCAGUUUUCGAAGAUGUGCUUUUGACAGUUUGCGCGGAGUGUAAGCGCGUCAAGGAGGCUACUGAAUUGUACAGUUUGAUGAGAAGUAAUGGUAAUUUCCCUUCCCUGUCGUCUUUUAAUCUGUUUCUGGGGACUCUGGUGGGCUCGCGUCAGUUUGAUAAGUGUUUGAAGGUUUUUCCCGAUCCUGCGGAUGCUGGAUUCCGGGUCGAUAAGUCCAGUUAUGAGUAUGCAAUACAAUCCGCAGUGAAAUUGAGAAAUGUGGGAAAAGGUUUGGAGUUAAUGAAUCAGAUGAAGAAAUUCGGGGUGCGGCUGAGUGGAUUUGUGUACAAUGUUUUGAUUGGUGGUUUGUGUAAGGAAGGCAGAUUAGAUGAUGCGAACAAGCUGUUCGACGAAAUGCUCAAGAGAAAUGUGGGCCCAAAUAGAGUUACCUACAAUAGUCUUAUUGAUGGGCAUUGUAAAUCCGGACAAUUACAAAGGGCAUUUGAAUUGAGAGAUAAGAUGAAGAACGACAAUGUGGAGCCUAAUGUCGUGACUUACAACACCUUGCUGGGGGGACUCUGUAAAUUGGGGAGAAUGGAAGAGGCAACCAAGGUUUUGCAGGAGAUGGGUGACAACGGAUUAGUCCCUGAUGCAUUUUCGUACAGUAUUCUUUUUGACGGCCAUUCAAGGCGUGGGGAUGUAGACACUGCCAUGACAUUGUUUGAAGAUGCUAAGAAGAAAGGAGUGGUAAUGAAUGAGCAUACAUACAGCAUUUUAUUGAAUGGACUGUGCAAGGAAGGUAAAAUGGAUAGAGCAGAGGAGUUGUUGGUGGAUUUGAAGGCCCGUGGGGUUGUUUUGACAGAAGUGAUAUUGAAUACGAUGGUGAAUGGUUAUUGCAAAGUGGGGAUGAUUGACCAAGUAUCACUCUUUGUUGAAGAAAUGGAGAAGGAAGGGGUGAAGCCCAGCAGCAUAACUUAUAACACAGUUAUCAGCAAAUUCUGUGACUUGGGUUGUAUGGAUGAUGCUAAUGAGUGGGUAAGAAAGAUGAAGGUGAAGGGGACCUGUCCAGAUGUGGCGACCUAUAAUAUCUUAAUAGGUGGCUAUGGCCGUCAUUGUGAGCUUACCGAGUGCUUGAAGAUUCUUGAGGAAAUGCAGAAUGAUGGGUUGAAGCCUAAUGCAGUCACUUACGGAUCAUUGAUAAAUAGUUUCUGCAAGAAGGGGCGACUUCUUGAAGCCGAAGCUAUUCUCAAAGAUAUGUUGAACAAAAGCAUUACACCGAAUGCCCAGAUAUAUAAUAUGCUCAUAGGUGGGCAUUGUGCAGUAGGAAACACAGAAAAUGCAUUCAAAAUUUUUGAGGAGAUGUUAAGAAGUGGUAUCCCUUCGUCUGUGGUGACACUCAAUGAACUUGUAAAUGGGCUCAGCAAAACCGGUAAAGUUGUAGAAGCCGAAGCAUUCACCUUUAGUGGAUCAAAUAGUGCAACUCCGGACAUCAUCACAUACAAUUCCUUAAUCACUGGAUUCUCAGUUGCCGGUAAUGUGGAGAAAUGUUUGGAGUUGUAUGAGAGGAUGAAAAACUCAGGCAUCAAGGCAACCUUGCACACCUAUCACCCCCUGAUAAGAGUAUGCAGCAGAAAGGAUCGACUAGAUCUUGUAGAGAGACUUGUUGACGAAAUGUCUGCAUCAAACCUGACUCCCGAUCGCCUUGUAUACAACGAGCUAAUCAGUUGCUAUGGACAGCGUGGGGACAUUCAGAAGGCAGUUUCGCUUGCCUCUGAGAUGCAAAAUCAUGGGAUCCCACCCGACAAUAUGACAUACAAUAGCUUGAUUAUUUGCCGCAUAAAAGAGGGCCAUACUGAGGGAGCAAGGGCCCUUUUUGACCACAUGAUAUCCAUGGGUGUAUCCCCCAAUGAUGCAACUUUCAACGCUUUAAUUGAAGGGCAUUGCAAGGUGAAGGAUUUCGACGGGGCCUAUGUUUGGUACAAAGAAAUGCAGAAAAUGGGAUUGUACCCUCUUGCCUCCAUUUGCAAGGAGCUUCUAUCUGGGCUUCGGGACGCCGGGAGAUUUGAGGAGGCUGAUGCACUUUGCUCUGAAAUGAGCAAUGUUAAAGGAAUCGAUGAUGACCUUCCAGCUGUUCCGGCCACAUAAGGCAGCUUCAAUAUGCUACAAUGGCCUCACCACUUUGAUCAUUUUUGCAACCUAAGAAUCAUGGUGUGCUCAUUAGAGGAGUGGGAAUUGUUCUAAGUUGCUGUCCCUGUCUGAUCUGUGAAGAUAACAAGAAAUGCAUGAACUUAUUUGGUAGGUGACAAGCAAUGUCCAAAUACACUUGUGAACCUUUUCUAUUUAUUUGGUUGACCUUAGUGGGAUGACACACAACACCAUGCUCGUUUGCUCUCCGCACCAAAUUGUUGACUUCAUGCUUCAUGUGGCUUAUGACUUCAUCAUUUGUUGUUCUGCUGCCUUAGCCCUACAUUUUUAUUUUCUAUUGUUGUCUAUUGUGUAAAAUUAGCAAGGUCUGACUCAAAUUUAUUAUAUAAAAUUCAAUAGUUUGUUUAUAAAAUUUUGGUUUUGCUUAGAGAUUGGUAUUUGAAAUUGAGAUUUUUAUUUGAAUUUUUAUUUAAACAAAUGUUUGUGAAAUGAAACAUGAAAUACUGACUGUGACCAUGAGAUCAUUGUAUCAAACUAUGUCUUAGAUAGUGAGAAGAGGAGUGGAUAAGUAUUAGAGCUUUGUAAAAAAAAUAAAAAAAUACUAUAAUGGUAAAACUACUUAAAAGUAUAUCUAAAUAAUGCCAAAAAUGAUUUUAAUAAAACAAUCCAGAUAUAUGAACACGUUCUAAUAUUGGGUUGUAAUACUUGACUAUUAUAAUUGAUUAUUUAGAGCGAUGGUUGAUAUAAGUACCUUACAUUUCUUUCUUCAAACAUUUCAACUAUAAUAA
Andrographis paniculata is the source of this 3249-nucleotide messenger RNA. RefSeq names its product pentatricopeptide repeat-containing protein At5g12100, mitochondrial. Bases 29 to 2461 code for a protein of 810 amino acids. Gene Ontology annotation, molecular function: protein binding. The record is from RefSeq and is a predicted model, not a curated record. Lineage: Eukaryota; Viridiplantae; Streptophyta; Magnoliopsida; Lamiales; Acanthaceae. The transcript has 2 exons.